This is a messenger RNA of Lachancea sp. 'fantastica', 1122 nucleotides long. NCBI's taxonomy places the organism in Eukaryota, Fungi, Ascomycota, Saccharomycetes, Saccharomycetales, Saccharomycetaceae. The record is from the annotation of a GenBank genome assembly.
AUGUCCGAGGAAUCAUCUCAGGAAUUGAGAAACAGACAGGCUAAGUUCACCUCUGAGCUUCACGGUGAAGAUAUCGGCUCGAAAUCGGGUCUGAAGGCUCUGCUUUCCAAGAACAAAGCUGCGCAGCAAGAAGCUGUGGCCAAGUAUUUGCGCCAUUGGGACGGGAAAACCGAUGAAGAGGCAGAACAACGUCGUUUGGACGACUACAACGAAGCCACACACUCGUACUACAACGUGGUGACCGACUUUUACGAAUACGGCUGGGGCUCAUCGUUCCAUUUCAGCAGAUUCUACUCGGGCGAGAGUUUUGCAGCCAGUGUAGCCCGUCACGAACACUUUCUGGCCUACAAGGCCGGAAUCAAGGCCGGAGAUCUGGUCUUGGACGUUGGUUGCGGUGUAGGUGGACCUGCACGCGAAAUUGCGCGUUUCACCGGCUCCAACGUCAUCGGACUCAACAACAACGAUUACCAGAUUGCCAAAGCUAAAUACUACGCCAAAAAAGCCGGUCUAGCCGAUCAGCUAGACUUUGUCAAGGGAGAUUUCAUGAACAUGACGUUCGAGCCCGAAACGUUCGACAAAGUGUACGCCAUUGAGGCCACAUGCCACGCUCCUAAGCUGGAAGGCGUGUAUGGCGAAAUCUACAAGGUGUUGAAGCCAGGUGGUGUUUUCGCUGUGUACGAAUGGGUGAUGACCGACAAAUACGACGAAAGUAACCCUGAGCACCGUAAGAUCGCAUACGAGAUCGAACUCGGAGACGGUAUCCCCAAGAUGUUCCCUGCCGAUGUUGCCCGUAAGGCCCUAGCGACCGUGGGAUUCGAGAUCGUCCACGACGAGGACUUGGCUGACAACGACGACCCAAUUCCAUGGUAUUACCCAUUGACUGGUGAAUGGAAAUACGUCCAAACACUUGCAGAUCUAGCCACCUUUUUCAGAACUUCCUCCCUCGGUAGGAUGUUCACCACCACGAUGGUUACGGUUAUGGAAAAAGUCGGUAUUGCUCCCAAGGGUUCUCGUGAUGUGACUUUGGCGUUGGAAGAAGCCGCAGUGGGACUAGUUGCCGGUGGUAGAAGUAAAUUGUUUACGCCUAUGAUGCUGUUUGUUGCUAAAAAGCCCGAAUAUUGA